This is a messenger RNA of Anthonomus grandis grandis, 933 nucleotides long. Its product is annotated as proteasome assembly chaperone 2. Gene Ontology annotation, biological process: proteasome assembly. The coding region runs from base 112 to 837 and encodes 241 amino acids. The transcript has a single exon. Lineage: Eukaryota; Metazoa; Arthropoda; Insecta; Coleoptera; Curculionidae. Gene Ontology annotation, cellular component: cytosol; nucleus. The record is from RefSeq and is a predicted model, not a curated record.
UUUUCUUGUCUAAGGUAGAAUUGAUUUUUAACGUAACCUCUUUGUUUUUAUUUCAUAUAUUUACAAUUCAUUCUAUUCCUAAGGUAAAGAGUGAUUUGCAGUUUUUCAAUAAUGGGCCUGAUUAACUUAUUUAACCCAUUGGACCUUACAGGAUAUACCCUCGUUAUCCCAAGCAUAUCAGUAGGAAAUGUACCACAACUUUCCGUAGAUCUUAUGAUAAAAAACUUUGAAAUGGAGAAAAUUGGCACUGUUUGGCACCCAGGCUUAGUUGCUUCCACAGGAGCAGAUCCCUUUGAUCCCAAAAGUAAAUUAGUAUGUACUGCCUGUGAAAUAUAUACCAAUACCAGUCUUAAAUUGGCAGUUAUCCAGCUAAGAUCCACAAUCGAAACCAAACUGGUUCUUACUUUCUUUAAGGAACUUAUAAACAGUCUACAACAGUUGAAGUUUAGUAGAGUGUAUAUUUUAGCAACAGCAUUUGAUUAUGAGUUACAUAAUAUUGCUAAUAAACAUAUUUAUUAUUAUCUUACUCAUCGGCCAGUGAGUGAAAAAGUGACCAGUUUAAGUAAUUGGAAACCUUAUGAAAGAGAUCCAAAUGAAAAAUUGUAUAUAAGUGGUGGAGGAUAUGCCUCAAAACUAUAUGAAUUACUUGCUGAACAACUUACAACUGCAUUAUUAGUUAAAUAUGUUUCUGAAGGUGAAAAUGUUAUAGAUGCCCAGGAUUUUCUUGUAAAACUUUGUGAAUUUGCUGAUAUCAAUACAGAAAAUAUAAAAUGCAUUCAAAUUCCUAGUUCUUGGCAUUAUGUAUAUGGAGCACCUCCACCUGCUGGGAUUUUUUAAUGUGAAAUGACAACUCUUAAGCUUUAUUCAUAUAUUUAUACAUUUAAGUGAAAACUAUUUAAUCUAAUAAAAACAUAUUUAUAUAGUAACUAUUAA